GAGGGAGGAGGUGGGACAUUCUUUGUUUUUCUGGCUCAGCGCCUCACCGUCUGGCAGGUGCUAUAUUCUUGGCUCUCAGAGAUGAGGCCUUCUCAGUGAUCUUGACUCUCUCCCAGCAUAGGCGAGAGAGUCUGAUCUGGCUCCUUCCUUAGGAGUAGAAGUUGUUUAUGUUCUCUUCCUCCAGCUACAGUAGGCUUUAACUUGCGCUCUGAAAGGCAGGUCACGGAGUGGAGAGAGGGCCCCGGUGGAACCCAGUGCGCGACGUUUGGCAUGCCAGUGGGGCCCCCAAUCCGGGAGCCUCUAGGUCCGUCGCUCGCGCGCAUGCGCAGACCCAUCCACCUGCCUCCGCGAGGAGAGUCACGAGGGGGCGCCGUACCAGCCGGCUCAUGGCGUCCCGCACUGGCGGCUCCCCGGGCCUCCUACUCUGGCUCCUGCUCCUCCAGCCGCAGCUCGGUGGGGCGCGGGGCAGGUUGGCGCCAUCCCCACUCUCCCCUUCGCCCUUGGGAGGCGGCCACGAGGACCCCGAUGCCACCGUGUGGAAGGUUGCGGGACCGUCUAUGCCCCCCGAGCCCCAAGAAUCUGCCCCAGUCUCCCAGUUGGUGGGAUUGAUCCCAGGGUGUGGCCAGGUAAAUGCGAAAAUCUUGGGAGGACAGGAGGCUGAAGACGGGAAGUGGCCCUGGCAGGUGAGCGUGAGGAUCAGAGGCAAGCACGUGUGCGGAGGUUCCCUCAUCACACAGCAGUGGGUACUGACUGCAGGCCACUGUAUUUUAAGCCGUUUCCACUACAAUGUCAAGAUGGGAGAUCGGAGUGUCUAUAAAGAAAUCACAAGUGUGGUGGUCCCCGUCCGAGACAUCAUUGUCCACCCUCAGCUGUCAGUAGUUGGAACCAUUCAAAAGGACCUUGCCCUUCUCCAGCUCCUCUACCCUGUAAACUUCACCAUGACCAUCCAGCCUAUAUGCAUCCCUCAGAAGACUUUCCGGGUGGAAGCUGGGACCACGUGCUGGGUGACCGGUUGGGGCAGAAAAGAAGAAUAUGGUGGCGACCUUAUUACCUCUGUUCUCCAUGAGGUCGACCAAGGCAUCAUCCACCAUGAAAAAUGUAAUGAGAUGAUUCAGAAAGCCAUGAAAACAACUAGGGAUGUCGUACUGGAAGGAAUGCUCUGUGGCUAUAAAGGUGCAGGAAAGGAUUCAUGUCAGAUGGCGGCGGUCACCCCAGUUGACCCUGGUUCCUACAGGGCUGCGGCCAUUCCUCAGCCAGCGGCAAGGUCGCUGUUUCCUGCAGGAUGUGGCCACAGGUCUAUGAGGAUAGUUGGUGGAAUACCUGCCCCAGAGAGGAAGUGGCCCUGGCAGGUGAGCCUGCAGAUCAAGGAUAAACACACGUGCGGAGGCUCCCUCAUUGCCAGCCGGUGGGUGCUGACCGCUGCCCACUGCAUACUUGGCCACGUGGAGUACACCGUGAAGAUGGGAGACGUCCACGUGAACCAUACCUCCAGGAUGGCCAUCCAGGUGCCGGUCCGGGACAUCGUUAUUCACAAAUAUUACAAUCCUGUUGGAAGCAUUGAGAAUGACAUUGCCCUCAUCCUGCUGGAGUUCCCUGUGAAUUUUUCCUCGCACAUCCAGCCCGUGUGCCUCCCUGAAAAGAUGUUCAUGGUGGAAGCUGGUAUGGAGUGCUGGGUGACUGGAUGGGGAAAACGAAAAGAAACAGAUAAACCCGAAGAUGCUCCGGAACAACUUCAGGAGGCCAAGCUAAACGUUGUACGUUACGAGGAGUGCAAUAGGGCACUCAAGGAACAGAUGGAAAGUGGUAGUGACUUAGUGAAAAAAGGGGCUGUCUGUGGUUACAGUUCCCGAGGAAAGGACACCUGCCAGGGAGAUUCUGGGGGCCCCAUGGCCUGUGAAUUUAAUGAAACAUGGGUCCAGGUGGGGAUUGUGAGCUGGGGCUUUGGCUGUGGUCGCAGAAAUUUUCCCGGAGUUUAUACAGAAGUUAGUUUCUACAAGGACUGGGUCAUUGAUCACUUGAGUCAGGCUUGCUGUUGGGACUCAGCAGACUUCUUCAUACUUCUGUGCGUGGUGCUGCCCCUGGGCAUCCUGGUGGCCCCGGAGGCAGCUGACCUGGCAGGUAGAGCCCGGUGCUUCCCUGACGCCUUGGAGAGCCUCUACCAAAGAAGAGACCUCAUGAGCAGUGAGACAGCAUUCGACGUGGCUGUGGUCUCAGGCUUUCACCUGACAAAUGCCGCCUUCCCGGGUUGCCUAGCCUUAAUGUUCUUUUCUUGUGCUUUCUGUAUCUUUUCAGACUCUCAAAUCAAUAUAAAUUGUCAGCCUUUCGAAUGCACCGAGCCCGGGGAGGGGACCAAGGGUGCGGUCAGAGGCUGGGCAACCAGGUGGCCUCACAGGUCCUGGGAAUUCGGGCGGGCCUUCACUACCCAGACUGGGGGGGGGGGGGGGGGGGACGCUGUCACCAGCUUAAAGCAAUUGGGAGUGUUUUCAUGGGCUUGGCCACCCGGGGGGCAAUCACAGAUCAGGGGCUCCGAGGUCAUUUUCGAGGAAGAGGCACGAGGUGUACCAGCGCAGAUGCCGGAAACGCGCCCGUGGGCGUUGGGGAAGGCGUGGCGCGUUGUCAUGUGCUGGGGGCCCCAUCACGUGACCGGACCCCCGUCACGUGCUGGGGACGCCCUCGGGCGUCAGGGGCGCCCUCACGUGUCGGGACUCGCGGCGCCGCGUGCCUGGGCCUGCAGGUGGCACCUCCCGGGCCUCAUGGCCGCCUCGCCGCCGCUCAGCUGCGCUGGAGCCUCGGGGCCCUGGGGCUUGAGCUGCCGCCUCCUCCUGCUGCUGCUGCUGCCGCUGCCGCUGCUGAACUCGGGUUAUAAAGAAAACAAUUCCAUACCAGGUGGGGAGGGUGAGCCCCUGCGCCAGGAAAACCUCAGCUCCUGGGAGGUUUGUGGCAGACCCUGGUGGUCAGAAGAUUUGGACAUGACCCGACAUUGGCCCUGGGAGGUGAGCCUCCGGCUGGAAAAUGAACACAUAUGUGGAGGGGCCCUCAUUGAGCCCAGCUGGGUGGUGACUGCUGCCCACUGCAUCCAAGGCACCAAAGAGUACUCCGUGAUUCUCGGCACCCCCAAGCUGAAGCCCGUGGACUUCCCGAAGGGCGUCUCGAUCCCCGUGAAGGACAUCAUCAUGCACCCCAAGUACCGGGGCCGGACCUUCAUCAUGGGCGAUAUUGCCCUUCUCCAGCUUCGGACUCCGGCCAUCUUCGGCAAGUACGUGCAGCCCAUCUGCCUCCCAGAGGCCAGCUACAACCUGAAGGUUGGGGCGCAGUGCUGGGAGACUGGCUGGGGCCAGGUGAAACAGCGCUUCUCAGCCAACUCCACGCUGACCCCAGAGCUGCAGGAAGCUGAGGUGUUUAUCAUGGACAACAAGAGGUGCAACCGGAUUUACCGCAAGAAGUCCCUCAUCCCCCACCUUGUCCCCCUUGUCCUGGGGAACAUGAUCUGUGCCACCAAUUAUGGAGAAAACUUGUGCUCUGGGGAUUCUGGGGGUCCGUUGGCUUGUGAAGUCGAGGGCAAGUGGAUUCUGGCUGGGGUGUUGUCCUGGGAGAAGGCUUGUGCCAAAGCGCAGAAUCCUGGCGUGUACACCCGUGUCACCAAAUACAGCAAAUGGAUCAAGCAGCAAAUAAGUAAUGGGGCUCUCUCAGGCCCCCAGACCUCUGCCUGGCUUCUACUCCUGUUCUGGCUGCUGCAGCCCCAGAUGGGCCCCUGAUCUCUCUUCUCUCUUCUCCCUGCUUUGCCUGUACUUUAUGGGUCCAGGUCAAGGUCAGACCCAGUUCCUGUGUCGGUAUUCAACAAGAGUCAAGGUGGGGAGAGUGGCCCCCGGGAGGAUGGGGCCCUGCUUUGGCCUCCCCAUGGGGAGGGAUGCGGUGGAUGACUAGGCCUUGGGUGACCAGGAAAAGGGACGUGUGGCCUAGAAGAGCUCUGGAAUUGGGGACCAGGAUAGCCGGGAUUAAAUUUGUGCAAAUGUGA
Molecule: messenger RNA, 4015 nt
Organism: Acinonyx jubatus (cheetah)
Lineage: Eukaryota; Metazoa; Chordata; Mammalia; Carnivora; Felidae
Product: serine protease 45
Exons: 16
Coding region: 387-3755 (1122 amino acids)
Biological process (GO): proteolysis
Molecular function (GO): serine-type endopeptidase activity
Source: RefSeq, a predicted model, not a curated record